GUUGAAGGAGAUCGAUGGAAAAAGCUCAAGACAGAAUGGCCCAGAAACUCAAGCAGCCAUAUGCAGAAAGUGAAGCUAGUUAGUGUGCCAAGCAAUAGGCUAGUUUUCAACACUGUAACAGUGAGGUGUGGCCACUGCUCAUAUUUGCUUUCUGUGCAUUUGGAGUCAUUGCAGCAAACUCUACCUCUGCAUGAUCUCCAGGCCUAUGGCGUUGAACCUCAAGGAAAUUGGAUGGAGUGUGGCUCAUCAUCAUCAGAGUGCAAUCAGAUGCGGCAUGAUCAAGGACAAACUAAACUUAUUCGUCCUCCUCCUGAAAAGAGACAACGGGUUCCUUCUGCAUAUAACAGAUUUAUCAGGGAAGAAAUUCAAAGGAUAAAGGCAAACAAUCCAAGGAUUAGCCACAAGGAAGCUUUCAGUUCAGCAGCAAAAAAUUGGGCACACUUCCCUAGUAUUCAUAUGGAGCCAAACCUUGACGAGAACAAGGAGUGAGGAUUGAUGGAGAGAAUAAGUUUAGUAUGGAUUAAAUCUUGAAUAAAUGGAGAUAAUUAAAUGGAUCGAGUUAUUGUAUUGUUGAAGUGUGAAGCAAGAACAUUAAUUUAUUGUACUUCAAUAGUUUGUAUGGAUGUCUCUCUAAUAUAGAUACAAUG
Zingiber officinale is the source of this 647-nucleotide messenger RNA. RefSeq names its product protein YABBY 2-like. The transcript has 6 exons. NCBI's taxonomy places the organism in Eukaryota, Viridiplantae, Streptophyta, Magnoliopsida, Zingiberales, Zingiberaceae. Gene Ontology annotation, biological process: cell fate commitment; multicellular organism development. Bases 61 to 489 code for a protein of 142 amino acids. Gene Ontology annotation, cellular component: nucleus. The record is from RefSeq and is a predicted model, not a curated record.